AUGAAGGCCAACCCAGCAGGCUCCUCCUCAGAGGCCUGCAGAGCUGCAGGCCAGGCACCACAGCAGAAGACUCAGGCCACACACAGGCAGGCCCCUCGGCAGAAGGUUCUGGUGACUGGAGGAGGAGGCUAUCUGGGCUUUAGCCUGGGUUCCAGCCUGGCCAAGAGUGGCAGUUCUGUCCUACUGCUCGACCUCCGCAGACCGCAGUGGGAGCUGUCCCCAGGGACCGAGUUCAUCCAGGCGGAUGUCCGCGAUGAAGAAGCCCUGUAUCGUGCCUUCAAAGGGGUGGACUGUGUCUUCCACGUGGCGUCCUAUGGAAUGUCUGGUGCUGAGAAGCUGCAAAAAGAGCAGAUUGAGUCUAUAAAUGUUGGAGGCACCAAAGUAGUGAUCAAUGUCUGUGUCCGUCGGCGGGUCCCAAGGCUCAUCUACACCAGCACAGUCAAUGUCGUGUUCGGCGGGAAGCCCAUAGAACAGGGUGAUGAGGACUCUGUGCCAUAUUUCCCACUGGAGAAGCACGUGGACCACUACUCACGAACCAAAGCCAUCGCUGACCAGUUGACCCUCAUGGCCAACGGAACACCUCUCCCAGGAGGAGGCACUCUGUGGACGUGUGUGCUCCGGCCCCCAGGGAUCUAUGGCCCUGAAGAGCAGAGGCACCUGCCCCGCGUGGCGAGCCACAUCAAGAAGAGGCUAUUCAUGUUCCGAUUUGGGGACCGCAGGACACGGAUGAACUGGGUCCACGUGCACAAUCUGGUGCAGGCACACGUGCUGGCGGCUGAGGCCCUCACCGCGGCCAAGAGCUACGUGGCCAGUGGCCAGGCAUACUAUAUCAAUGAUGGGGAGAGUGUCAACCUCUUCGAAUGGAUGGCCCCGCUGUUUGAGAAGCUAGGGUACAGCCAGCCCUGGAUCCAGGUGCCUACUUCCUGGGUGUACCUAACAGCCGCUGUGAUGGAGUAUUUGCACCUGGCCCUGAGGCCCAUCUACAGCGUCCCCCCACUGCUCACCCGGAGCGAGGUGCGCAGCGUGGCCGUGACGCACACCUUCCAGAUCGCUAAAGCCCGCGCGCAGCUGGGCUACGCGCCAGACAAGUUCCGCUUCGCCGACGUCGUGGAACAAUACGUGCGGUCCACGAGCCAGCGGCCCUGCGGCUCUUCGCCGCAGACACUCCUACGGCUGCUGCUCGGGCUGCUGCUGCUGCUCGGGCUGCUCGCCCUGGCCCUGCACCUGCUAGGCCUGCAGCCGUCCUUCGUCUGA
Molecule: messenger RNA, 1254 nt
Organism: Neomonachus schauinslandi (Hawaiian monk seal)
Lineage: Eukaryota; Metazoa; Chordata; Mammalia; Carnivora; Phocidae
Gene: SDR42E2
Product: short chain dehydrogenase/reductase family 42E, member 2
Exons: 12
Coding region: 1-1254 (417 amino acids)
Biological process (GO): steroid biosynthetic process
Molecular function (GO): 3-beta-hydroxy-Delta5-steroid dehydrogenase (NAD+) activity
Source: RefSeq, a predicted model, not a curated record